Syzygium oleosum is the source of this 2580-nucleotide messenger RNA. RefSeq lists its product as uncharacterized. The record is from RefSeq and is a predicted model, not a curated record. The transcript is spliced from 7 exons. The coding region runs from base 442 to 2265 and encodes 607 amino acids. Lineage: Eukaryota; Viridiplantae; Streptophyta; Magnoliopsida; Myrtales; Myrtaceae.
UUUGUCACGAUGUUUAGGCCUCGGAGGAUAGAUAAAAACAUUAAUUAAACUACUAUAAGUUCCGGAUCGCUUGCAUAUGCAAGAAUCGCCGGAUCAGGCAGCAGCGUCUGCAAGCGCGCUCUCCUCUGCGUUUCAAAUCCAAAGGAAAGCAUUAAAAACCCCCCAGCACAUAAAUAAGAUACCCCAAUUGUCAAUUCCAGAUCUUGCUCAUUUAAACCCUAACCACACCAUUUUGUCUUGCAAAUUCGCAAUCAGGGUCAUCAGUUUUUCAACAGAGAACUCGUUCCCAUUUCGAAUGAGACGACGCUUUUCCAGUUUUUGUGGAUAGUCCUCGUUGUUUUCGUGUGUCCAUAGCUUUUGUAUGCCCGUGUGCAGUUCUUGUGUGUUUUUGUACAAGGGUCGGUGUUAAAGGUCUUGGAUUUGAACUGGGUCGGGAAGAAAAUGGAGGACCAGUGUGAUUCAGGAAGUGUUUCUGGUCGGACUUCGGCAUCGCCUAAAUCACAUGUAAAGUCGAGUGGGGAGAAGCACCAUCUGGUGACAGAGGAGAAACAUGAAGUCGCGCGCAAGCGUGUCAAAAUGCGGGAUUUGGAAUCCGUGUUGCGUCGCGAAGGAACUAACAACCAUCCUCCAAAAUCUGCAAAAGACAAGGGAGGCAAAGUUUCCUCUCAAUGUGGUGAAGGACUAGGCACGUCCCAGGUAACCGAGGAGCCAAUCACCUCUACUAUAAAUGGUUCUGAUGAAGAUGAAUCUGAAAGAAAUACUUUACCUGUGGAGGGUAAUUGUAAGCCUGCACAACUUGAUCUUAACACUGAAAUUUGCUCCGCCAACAAGUUGGAAAGUGAUGUCAAUCCUAAACAUACUGGAGAAACCAAGGAAACAGAUGAAGCCUCUUUGCUCAGACAGCAUGAAACAUCAAGUGAUCAUCAUGCAUACUCAAAGGGCCUUGACUUGAAUCUCAAUGCAGAAGACCUUUCCAGCUCGGUGAAUCUAAAUCCAUUUUAUCCUUACAAGAAUCUUGAUCAGUUGAAGCCUGCAGAUGCAUCUGAGUGUGCUAGUUCAACUGGUCCAUUGGAGGAGAAAGAUUCAUUGAGGCUUUGGAAGGAAAUGAAGCAAAAUGGCUUUCUCUCGUCCUCUCAUGGCGGCAUACCAAUCCCGAAGCAACGCGGUAGGAAGAGUAAGAAUGACGUUCUUAAGAAAAAGCUGGAGCUUGCAAAGAAAGAACAGGUAGAUAGGUUCACCAAGAUUGCUGCUCCUAGUGGACUCCUCAAUGAAUUGAACCCCGGGAUCAUAAACCAUGUUAGGAACAGAAAACAAGUCCAUUCCAUUAUAGAGGCAUUGGUGAGGUCAGGAAGGGCUGAAAAUAGCCAUGUCGGGAGUAAACACGGUGGUCAUUCGAAAGGUGAAACGAAAGAAAUUGGUAAUGGGAAGGGGUUGGGAUGUUCUGAUAAUUCAGGAAUGCACCAGCUCUCUUAUUCAUCUGAAAAUGUAGCUCCAAGUGCUUUAUUUGAGAGGAAGCAGACCACAGGAUUCCCCACGUUGAUGAUGAGCAAGUCUUCAUCUUUCAUUACAGAUCAUGAAGAAAAAGAUGGGGAUCUGGGCAUGGUAGGAGGUUUGUGCAAGAAGAAUUUUGUCUCAAACCCAAACAGUAUUAGUCAGGAUGACGGAUUGGCGCUGAGAUUGUCAUCAAUUACGAGUAAAGCAUCUGAGAUUACUUGGUCUAUGUCUAACGAAGACUCAACUACUUUUAGCAGUGUUACUUCACUUUCUGUUAAAGCUGCAACUGUUGCUUCUCAAUGGUUAGAAUUACUGCAUCAAGACAUCAAAGGACGUCUAGCAGCUUUGAAACGCAGUAAAAAGAGAGUUCAGGCUGUGAUCAACACAGAAUUGCCUUUUCUAAUAUCAAAGGAAUUCUCAUCUAAUCAAGAGAAUAAUCCUUACCCGACCAAUAGUCCGAUUGCUGACAUGCACCUAUCGAAAUGGAGUACCCUCUUUGGUCAGAUGGAUAAAGCGCUUUUUGAAGAGGAGCAACAGCUUGAAAUCUGGCUGAACCAAGUGAAAGAGAUGCAAUUGCAUUGUGAACAUGGCCUGCAACAUGUCCAGUGCAACGUGCCUUACAGUUCGGAGAACCUGGGAGCUACAGAUAUUGUUUCUAGAUCUAACAAGCCAGACACUUCCGAGAGAGAAUUAGCAGUUCGGGCGGCUGCAGCUUCCAUCUAUUCAACAUGCAAUUUUCUACUGGCAAAGGAGAACGUGUCCUGCUGUUGACUAUCGAUCUUCAACUGAAACUUUUUUUUUUUUUUCAUUCUUUUUGUAUUUGUCCUUUGAUCCCUACUUCUGCCUGGGUUACGUUCACAUGCUCUCGUGAACCGGCAUUGGACUUCAUCUAGUUGAGUAGGCUUUUUACUGACUGUCAAUGUAACAAUAGCAAUUUGGGUGACUAAUUUCGGCUUAGUGUAGUGUUAGAAGCUGAUAUUGUUCGAAGGUCAGUCUCUACUGAAGUUUAGUAACACCCUAACAGUGUUCAAGCAAUCUUGCUUGGAAGUAGAAUGGACAAAAGAAUAGAAAUUGGAUCUUCUUUUG